This is a messenger RNA of Rotaria sp. Silwood1, 2400 nucleotides long. The record is from the annotation of a GenBank genome assembly. Lineage: Eukaryota; Metazoa; Rotifera; Eurotatoria; Philodinida; Philodinidae.
AUGAAAUUGUUCAACGAUAAGAAACAAUUUAAAAAAACACUUGAAUUAUUUGAUACAUACAAGGAAAAAAAUAAUCAAAUACUUUCUGGUUUUAUUAUUACUCAAGCGUUGAAAGCAUGUGCUCAAAUUGGAGAUCUUCAACGUGGUUCAACUAUUCAUUAUCUUAUUUCAUCGCGUAUAAAAGAUAAUUCUUACAUAUUAACAUCAUUAAUUCAUCUUUAUAUGCAAUGUGGUGAUGUGACUCGUGCUCAGUUAUUAUUCGAUUCAGCAUCAAAGAAAAUCUUACAAAUGUAUGGAGCAAUGAUGAAAGGUUAUAUAAAAAACAAUAUGACAAAUAAAGCGAUUGAUUUGUUCAAUGAAAUUAAGAAUCCUGAUGAAGUUAGUAUUAUCAUUUUGUUUAAUGCUUGUGCUCAAUUGCGAACUAAUGAAGCAUUAAGUUUAACAAAUAAAGUCUCAUCACAAAUUCCAAAAUCUUUUUAUUCAAAUCUUCGUCUUUUGACUUCUCUAUUGGAUGCUUUGAUGCAAUCUGGUGAUGUCGCACAUGCUCAAUCAUUGUUUGAUGCAUCAACAAAGAAAAUAUUAUCAAUGUAUGGAGCGAUGAUGAAAGGUUAUAUUAAAAAUAAAAUGGCAAAUAAAGCGAUUGAUUUGUUCAAUGAAAUAAAGAAUCCUGAUGAAAUUGUUACAAAUCUCUUAUUCAAUGCUUGUGCUACAUUAAAAACUAGUGAAGCAUUAAAUUUAACAAAAAAAAUCUCAUCGCAAAUGCCAAAAUCUUUUUAUUCAAAUCUUCGUCUUUUAACUUCUCUAUUAGAUGCAUUGAUUAAAUGUGGUGAUGUAAUACAUGCUGAAUUAUUAUUCGAUACAUCAACAAAGAAAAUUUUACCAAUGUAUGGAGCAAUGAUGAAAGGUUAUAUUAAAAAUAAUAUGGCAAAUAAAGCGAUUGAUUUGUUCAAUGAAAUUCAAAAUCCAAAUGAUGAAGUUAUCAUAAUACUUUUGUUUAAUGCUUGUGCUCAAUUAGGAACUAAUGAAGCAUUAAGUUUAAUAAAAAAAGUAUCAUCACAAAUUCCAAUAUCAUUUCAUUCAAAUUAUCAUCUUUCAACUUCUCUAUUGGAUGCAUUGAUUCAAUGUGGAGAUUGUUCAAAUGCAGAAAUUUUCUUUUCAAAAAUGAAAAAAUCUGUAAUAGGUUAUGGAAAUUUAAUGAAUGGUUUUCUUAAAGCAAAUAAUCCUGUCAAAGUAUUAAGUUUAUUUGAUCAAAUGAAAAUCAAUGGUAUUGAACCAGAUUUAAUUAUUUAUUUUUAUAUAAUCAAAGCAUUAUCUCAAAUUGGUGAUUAUUCAUUAGCUCAAUUGAUUGUUGAAAAAAUUCCAAAUUGUUUUCUUGUUAAUGAUAGAGUUCAAAAUGCCUUAAUCGAUAUGUGGGGUAAAACUGGAUGUGUCGAUCGUGCAAAAGAAAUUUUCGAAAAAAUUCUUGAACCAAAUCAAACCGAAUACGGAUCGAUGAUUAAUUCUUACGGUUUAAAUGGAAUGGGUAUUCAAGCAGUUGAACUUUACCGUCAAAUGUCAUCAGAAUUUAGGAAUGAAUCAAAUUAUGUUUGUAUUCUAAACGCAUGUUCACAUUCAGGACUUGUUGAUCAAGCUCGUUCAAUCUUUUCAAAUAUUCAAAUUAAAACAGAGAAAAUUUAUACUACUAUGAUUGAUUGUCUUAGUCGUGCAUCAAUUUUUGAAGAAGCACAAAAAUUAAUUGAUGAAUUUGAACGUGAUCAUUCACCUGUAUUGCCUAUGUAUAGGGCAUUAUUAUCAGGUGCUCGAAAUAAUAGGAAUAUUCAUUUAUCUCAAAGAAUUUUUGAUCGUAUGAAGAAACUUUUUCGUGAAUUAACCAACCCAUUGACAUCAGCUGCGAUUCUUCUUGCUAAUGUUUAUGCAUCAUCAGGUGAAAUUGAAAAGGCAUUAGAUAUUAGAAUUCAAUUGACUCAAUCAGGUGCAAAGAAAAAAGCUGGUCUUUCUUGGACUGUAGUCAAUGGACAACUCUUUCAAUUUCGAGCUCAUGAUCGAUCUCAUCCUCGUUCAUCUGAAAUCUAUGCUGAACUUGAGAAAAUAUCAAAGGAACUUAUUGAACAUGGUCACGAAUACGAUUCAAGUUGGAUCACACGAUUCUUGGAUCAGGAUGAAUCUGUUGAAUCAGUGCUUUGUGGACAUAGUGAAAAACUUGCAAUUGCAUGGAAUUUUGUUGUAAAUCCCCAUGCAACACGAAUUCAAAUGACUAAGAAUCUUCGUGUUUGUGGUGAUUGUCAUCAAGCGACAAAAUUAAUAGCUGCUAUUCGUCAAUGUGAAAUCAUCGUUCGUGAUGCAAAUCGAAUACAUCACUUCUAUACAAAUGGACAAUGUUCAUGCAACGAUUAUUUCUGA